UACCCUUUCGCUCUUUCUAUGGUAGAAGGACUAACAAACUCUCUCUUUUAAUUUUCCCUCAUUUUCUUUCUUUCCAAACAGACCCUCCAUAAGCUCUUUUCUCUGACACAACUCUGCUUGGAUUUGUCACUUUUCACUUAAAAGCUCUUCGCCUUUAAGAAUCUUUCUCUCUCUCAAAAACCCACAAAAAAUCUCCUCUUUUUUCACUUUGAUCAUGCUUCAAAGCUUAAUUCCUCAGUCUCCGAUCAAUUCCACAGACCCCAACAAUUCUUCCUCCCCCUCCAUGAAAUCCAAGCGCGCCGCCGCCGAACUUACCGCCGGUGAAUCCUCCGGUGAGGACCCUUCAUCCAAACGGGUCAGUUACGAAAAGUCCACCACGGAAAUCGACUGCGGAGGAGACGACGGCGGCGAGGCAAGUGGGCUCCGGCUGCUCGGGCUCUUGCUGCAAUGUGCGGAGUGUGUUGCUAUGGAUAAUCUAAAUGACGCGACGGACCUUUUGCCGGAGAUAGCGGAGCUUUCGUCGCCGUUUGGAUCGUCGCCGGAGAGAGUGGGAGCGUACUUUGCACAUGCUUUGCAGGCGCGUGUGGUUGGUUCUUGCCUCGGUACGUACUCACCACUCGUGUCAAAAUCAGUAACGCUAACUCAGUCGCAGAGAUUAUUCAAUGCUUUGCAGUCAUAUAAUUCAAUCAGCCCUCUGGUCAAAUUCUCUCAUUUCACAGCUAAUCAAGCGAUUUUCCAAGCUUUGGACGGUGAAGAUCGUGUCCACGUUAUCGAUUUAGAUAUAAUGCAAGGACUUCAAUGGCCAGGAUUGUUUCAUAUCUUAGCUUCUAGGCCUAAAAAGAUUCGGUCCAUGAGAAUUACCGGGUUUGGAUCUUCAUCGGAGUUGCUUGAGUCAACCGGGAGGCGACUCGCCGAUUUCGCGAGCUCACUCGGGCUCCCCUUUGAGUUUCACCCUUUAGAGGGUAAGAUUGGGAAUGUGACAGAUUUAAGUCAGCUCGGGGUGAGGCCGAGAGAGGCUAUUGUAGUACAUUGGAUGCAUCAUUGUUUGUAUGAUGUAACAGGGAGUGAUUUAGGGACGCUGAAGUUGUUGACUUUGUUGAGGCCCAAAUUGAUCACGACCGUUGAACAAGAUUUAAGUCACGGGGGAAGUUUUUUAGGGAGGUUCGUAGAGGCAUUGCAUUAUUAUAGUGCCUUGUUUGAUGCACUUGGGGAUGGAUUAGGUGUGGACAGCGUAGAGAGGCAUAUGGUGGAGCAGCAAUUGUUUGGUUGUGAGAUUAGGAAUAUUGUUGCUGUUGGUGGACCUAAGAGGACCGGUGAGGUUAAGGUUGAGAGAUGGGGUGAUGAGUUGCGACGGGUCGGGUUUGAACCCGUUUCGCUUGGCGGUAGCCCGGCUGCUCAAGCUAGUUUGUUGCUUGGGAUGUUUCCAUGGAAAGGGUACACUUUGGUUGAGGAAAACGGGUCCUUGAAAUUGGGGUGGAAGGACUUGUCCUUGUUGACUGCCUCUGCGUGGCAGCCGUCGGAUUGAAUUAUGGAUAAUGGGUUUGAUCGGAGUCAAAUGCGACACCAAAAUGGGAAAUCUGUGUUGAUGAUUGAUGGCAUUGGAUCAAUGGUAAUGGGGUGAUUUUAUGUUUUGUAAUAAUGGACAAGAAGUUUUCCGCUCCCUUUUGAGACAACCUUAAUUUAUUCAGGGAAGUUUUGGAAGAUUUAGAUGGUCAAUUGAAGUUCAAAUGUUCACUUUGUUGUAAUUCUUUGAAGAGAAAGAGAGUAGUUCUCUAUUUUUAAUCCAAAGUAGCAUCACUUUUGAAGAAAAAGUUUCUUCAGAAAGGUGAGAAGAAAAGAAAGGAAGAUAGUUCCAAUUAACUUGGAGGUAGUUCAUUAAACUUGUAAAUGUUGAUUUCAAGUUUUUUUUUUUUUAAAUAAUUGCACUUGAUUAAUAAUCCAUUUGAAUAUUCGAGAAUUGGGUCA
Molecule: messenger RNA, 1965 nt
Organism: Populus nigra (black poplar)
Lineage: Eukaryota; Viridiplantae; Streptophyta; Magnoliopsida; Malpighiales; Salicaceae
Product: scarecrow-like protein 23
Exons: 1
Coding region: 215-1525 (436 amino acids)
Biological process (GO): leaf development; bundle sheath cell fate specification; regulation of DNA-templated transcription
Cellular component (GO): nucleus
Molecular function (GO): DNA-binding transcription factor activity; sequence-specific DNA binding
Source: RefSeq, a predicted model, not a curated record